Molecule: messenger RNA, 1143 nt
Organism: Caenorhabditis remanei
Lineage: Eukaryota; Metazoa; Nematoda; Chromadorea; Rhabditida; Rhabditidae
Exons: 5
Coding region: 1-1143 (380 amino acids)
Biological process (GO): adenylate cyclase-activating adrenergic receptor signaling pathway
Cellular component (GO): membrane
Molecular function (GO): G protein-coupled receptor activity
Source: RefSeq, a predicted model, not a curated record
AUGACGCUAAGCGUCGUAAAUUGUUUCGUUGUCAUUGGUAAUUUGCUGGUUUUUUAUGUAAUUUUGACGAAGAAAUCACUUCAAACAUCGACGAAUCAUUUGGUUUUAUCACUCACAAUCAGUGAUUUACUUCUCGGAAUUCUAAUUCUUCCAUUCGCUAUUAUUCAGGAGCACUCUCACGAAUGGAUAUUUGGACAUUUGGGAUGCCGUCUCUGGUUAUCUGUCGACGUAUUCCUUUCAACUGCUUCAAUUUACAACCUACUUGCAAUUUCAUUCGACAGAUAUAUGGCUGUCCGACAACCAAUCAAAUAUCCUAUCAUUUCAUCCACAAAAGUAGUUCGUCUGAUGACAUUUCUAGUUUGGUUCUGUUCUCUACUGCUCGCUGCAAUACUUUUCUUACUUGAAACAUUAAUUGCUCAUGACGCGACACCAUCAAAAGAAUGUCAACCAACAACUCUUCCGUCAAUGUAUAUUAUAUUCUCUGCAAUGGCUUCAUUCAUUGUUCCUGCAUUUGUGAUGGUUAUUCUCAACGUUAGAAUAUUUCAAACAGUUCUUCACACUUCGAGGACAAUGACUGUCAAAUCGAAGAAUGGAUCAUUGAGAGUUCACAGAAGGAAAGAACCAAUUGUCCCAGUGAAGAAACUCGAGAGAUAUGAAACUCGUCUAAGUCAAGAGGAUGAAGGCGUGGGAUCUCCAUCAAAAGAAGUCAUUGACCCAGUUCCCGUGAUUGCUGCAGUCGUUGAAAAGCAUAAGAAUUCAGUGGAUACACCCGCAAUACGCUCAUUUCUCACGCACACUGUGGUUUUUGGAGUUUUGGAAGCCAAAAAGACGAAUAUCAUCAAUCACAUUACACAAAAGAAAUGUAUGCGAAGAUCACUUCGAACCGAAAUGAGAGUGGCUCGAACGACUGGAAUCGUGGUUGCAGCAUUCAUUGUCUGUUGGAUUCCAUUCACAACAAUAUAUGUUCUUCAAGCGUAUUCCAUAUGUACAGUGGCUGCUGGAUGUAUUCCAACUUCUCUUUUCACAACUGCUUUCUGGUUAGGAUACUCAAAUUCUGCAGUCAAUCCAAUUCUAUAUGCUGCAUUCUCUCGUGAUUUCAGAAUUGCUCUGAAGAGAUUAUUCUUUCAAAAACCGAAAUUUUAA